This is a messenger RNA of Anarrhichthys ocellatus (wolf-eel), 1580 nucleotides long. Its product is annotated as nesprin-3-like. The transcript has 4 exons. Gene Ontology annotation, cellular component: meiotic nuclear membrane microtubule tethering complex; cytoplasm; nuclear outer membrane. Gene Ontology annotation, molecular function: actin filament binding. Gene Ontology annotation, biological process: nuclear migration. NCBI's taxonomy places the organism in Eukaryota, Metazoa, Chordata, Actinopteri, Perciformes, Anarhichadidae. The coding region runs from base 720 to 1145 and encodes 141 amino acids. The record is from RefSeq and is a predicted model, not a curated record.
GGGCAGAGAGGGUCGUCACACAUUGCUGAAAAAGCAUCUCUGUCAAACAACUGGAUUUGUUGAAUUUAUUAAUUUUCCCUGAACGCAUCAUAAUGUAACUGAACGGAAUCGCCGUUCGUUAGCCGUUAUCGGUGCUGCUAACGUUAGGUCUUCUCCUGUCAAUUUCAAAAUGGAAUUGGUUGUUUACAAUGUAACAUUACCAGGGAUCAGCGAAAAGAAAGCAUGAAUGCCGAUGUCCUGAUCAUAUAUUUUACUGAAUAUCGGACGAUAACGAUCAUUAGAAAAACGUUAUUUCACACUGUGAUGGUUAACGUUAAACUGUCAUUAAUCAGCGGUUCACAUUUGUGCUGAACCGUGAGGGGGGAUUGAUAAUGGUCCGUUACACCACUACAUCAAACAGCAGCUUAGCGAGUGUGCAACCUUGAAGUUUGCUGCUGCUGUGGCUUGUGCUCACAUUGUUUGUGUUCCAUACUUGUAUCUUGCAGGGCGUGAGGAAUACCCUGGAUGGGGAGGAGUCCCAAGUGGAACUACUCAAGGCUCAGCUCAAGGAGCUCUUCAGGUUCUCAGAGGACUCGCGUCACCUCUCUGAUGAUGUCCUGGCUGUUGUCAAAGAACAUCAAAGUGUGAAAUGCAGAGCGACGAGGCUGUGUUCAGAGUCCCAGUCGGGGCUCAGAAACAUUCUCCAGGACCCGCUGCUGGUCUACGCACAGUGGAGCCACAUGGUCUCUCAGGUUGUGGAGGCCUCCGCUGAGGUCACUGACUUCUCCCACAUCGCCAUGAUGGUCCAGAGCAUAGAGCGUCUGCUGAAGGCCAGUGACCAGCUGCAGGAGCGUCUCAAACUGCUGCAGGUGAAGGGCGACCUGCUGGACUCGGUGUUCGGUCCCGAGGGGUCCGACAGCCUGCAGGGCGAGCUGAGUGCCGCCAUCCGGAACAGAGAGCUGCUGCACGCUCAGCUGCUGCAGAGGAAGAGCAGGCUGCAGGGCUUAAUCUCAAGAACCAAGGACUUUGGCGACGCACAUGAGCAGAUUCGCUCCAAGCUGGCCGCUCUCCGGGACCAACUGAUGGCAGCCGACGGCCUCCAGCCUGACAUCCUGGCCAAGAAAAGCCAGUCGGACCAGUUCAGGGUGAGUUUAAUCCCAGACUAGAGCCCGGCCAAGUCAGAGUCUGCUCAAAAUGUAAGCCGGAGCACCAGAUGCUCUGAGCGCACGGUCUUAUUGUCGCCUCCUGCAGAUUCAGAUCAAGUGCCAUGCAACUUCUCAGAAGUUACAGAUGAUAGCUGCAGUGCAGAGAUCCGAAAAUGACUCGGUGUUUCCCCUGUGUCAGCUUUGUCAAUUACACUUAUCCUAGCAGCCACUUGUGAACUCAUGCGGUAUCAGAAUCAGCUUUAUUGGAAUUUGUCUCCGGUUUCCACUCCGCUCUCAAUGUACACACACUAUUUCACAAUAAACAAGAAAAAAUAUAUAAAGAAUAAAAAAGGGCAGCAAAAAAUUAGGACAGAUGUAAGUAUAAACAUUUACCAGCUAUAUACAAUAUAAGUAUAAAUAUAUAUCCAAAAAAAAAAAGUGUAUAUAUUAGUGCUG